AUGAGGGCCUAUUUCAAAUGGCCAAACGUUUGUCUCGUAUAUCCGACAAUCCUGGUUUUAGGUACCAUAAUCAACACAAUCGUUAGGGAAGAAACUUUGGAUCGCCAAAAACAUGAAUAUUACAUCCUUAGUUCGAAGAACAUAUUGAAUAGAGUAUUUGCUUAUAAUGGGAACCUAAUAUGGGCCAUGCUGUUUGGCAUGAUGGCAUAUUUUCAGGUAUGGAUAAGGAUACGAACGCAAGAUUUAUUACCGAGAGAUGCACAAAUAAUUAAUCGACAGAGAUUACAACGCUUAAUUAAGCAAUACAUUGUUAAAUUCGUCUUGAAAUAUUUAUUAUUAUUCAUUACAUUUUUAUUUAUUGAUGGGUUAUUCCUAUUUACUGGUGGACAAUGUACAUAUGGGUUGGGGAUAUGGUCAGCUGAAAAAUGUAAAAAUGAAGGUGGUCAUUGGGAAGGUGGAUUCGAUAUUAGUGGGCAUUUUUGCUUCUUAAUGAACGUUAGUUUAAUACUGUGGUGUGAGUUAUCCAUCCUGGAAAGAUACUUAAGGGAUGAAGAAUUAGAAAUGGAAACCAUAAUCACUAACUACUCAGUACUUCUAAAAUGCAUCUUGUAUCUUUGGAUGUCUAUGCUUUGCGUUACCGCCAUUUAUUAUCAUACAUUACUAGAAAAAAUUCUGGGAUGUCUUCUUGGAUAUUGUUGUCCCUUGAUAAUGUAUUGGCUGAUACCGAACCACUAUAAAUUAAACCAUAUAUUGUAUUCAUGA
Messenger RNA from Naumovozyma castellii, 762 nucleotides. It is a transcript of the gene YFT2, whose product is annotated as Yft2p. Bases 1 to 762 code for a protein of 253 amino acids. The record is from RefSeq and is a predicted model, not a curated record. NCBI's taxonomy places the organism in Eukaryota, Fungi, Ascomycota, Saccharomycetes, Saccharomycetales, Saccharomycetaceae. The transcript has a single exon.